Messenger RNA from Ceratosolen solmsi marchali, 1311 nucleotides. It is a transcript of the gene inc, whose product is annotated as BTB/POZ domain-containing protein inc. Gene Ontology annotation, molecular function: cullin family protein binding. Gene Ontology annotation, cellular component: Cul3-RING ubiquitin ligase complex; cytoplasm. Gene Ontology annotation, biological process: proteasome-mediated ubiquitin-dependent protein catabolic process; protein homooligomerization. The transcript is spliced from 4 exons. The record is from RefSeq and is a predicted model, not a curated record. Lineage: Eukaryota; Metazoa; Arthropoda; Insecta; Hymenoptera; Agaonidae. The coding region runs from base 228 to 878 and encodes 216 amino acids.
UAAACCGUCAAAAUCGUCAUAAUGAGCGGAUUAAUGUCAUGAAUUUGGUUCACGCUUUUAAGUUCGACGUAUAAGCGUCGGCGAGCAUUGCGUGUGAGGGCGCGUGUCUCUUUCUACUCAGUAAUCGGAGCAUAGUCGCUCUGAUUAUUUGUUGAAUUGCACGGUACAAAUAGAGCGUACUUCGCAGGUUUGCUUUGCUUUAUCGUGUAUGCGACAGCAAAGCAAACAUGGCCGAGUACUGUGAUACGAAUUCGCAUCAAGUAACAAAGAAUAAUCAUUUACCACAGCGUUGCAAUAAUCAGUGGGUAAGGCUGAACGUUGGUGGUACAUAUUUUCUCACGGCCAAAACGACCCUCACGAGAGAUCCAAAUUCCUUUCUUUGUCGUCUAUGUCAAGAGGACUCCGACCUCAUAUCCGACAGGGAUGAAACUGGAGCGUACCUUAUUGACAGAGAUCCGACGUACUUCAGUCCCAUUCUUAACUAUCUUCGUCACGGAAAACUUGUUAUUAAUAAGGAUUUGGCUGAAGAGGGUGUUCUCGAAGAGGCAGAAUUUUAUAAUAUCACAGAACUCAUUAGGUUAAUUAAGGAAAGAAUUAUUCUUAGAGAUACAAGACCUACUCGUGAUUCUAAAAAGCAUGUUUACAGAGUGAUUCAGUGCCACGAAGAUGAACUUACACAAAUGGUUUCUACAAUGUCGGAUGGAUGGAAAUUUGAACAGUUAAUCAAUAUUGGCUCGCAAUAUAACUAUGGAAAUGAUGAUCAUGCUGAAUUUUUGUGUGUAGUCAGUCGAGAAUAUGGACCUACACAAUUAACCAGUAAAGAGCAGGAAUCCACAGAUCGUGUCAAGGUACUGCAGCAAAAAGGCUCACGAAUGUAAUAUUCGAAUUCUAUCCGAGUCCCUAUCGUCGGCUGUCUAUCGAAAUUAUGGCCAUUUCUGAAAUACAUUGUGAGAAACUCAAGAAUCAACAUGUCUUGGAUAAGGAUACCAUCAGCCUGGAUUGCGGACCACAAUGAGUAGUCAGUUGAGUUGUGUCGUCCUGCGAGGAAAGUAUGCACGUACUUCUUCGACUACUAGACUUUCCAGUAUCCUGACAGCCCCUCGUUCUUUUAUCUUUGCAAUGACGCAAGGUAGAAGACUAAAUUCGUGAAAUAAUCAAAGCAAGCGAGUUGUGAAAAAAUAGUGAUUAUAUUUUUUUUAUUAUUUACUUUCGAGUGCUCCAACACAAUGCACCGUACAAUAAGUUCACAAAAUAAUGACAUUUAACACGCGCGCAUAUUUCGAUUUAUUACUUUUUGACUUCGUUGAGAGA